AUGCAGGUACCGCUUCUACGUCUCCAAUGUGGCGUAAAUAGCUACGACUGGGGUAGGGUUGGCCCCGAGUCAGCAGCUGCAAAAUAUGCAGCGGCCACGGCGCCCUCCGAUUUCACUAUUGAAGCAGACAAACCUUAUGCAGAACUGUGGAUGGGAACCCAUCCCUCUCUUCCCUCGAAGGAUGUUGAAACGCAGCGAACCCUGCUCGAUAUGGUCCAGGAUAACUUGGCUUUGAUGUCUCCGGAAGUUAGCGAACGAUAUGGUGGCAAGCUUCCAUUCCUCUUCAAGGUGCUGUCGAUCCGUAAAGCUCUCAGCAUUCAGGCCCAUCCGAACAAAAAGCUUGCGGAAGCUCUUCAUGCCCGGGAUCCCCGAAACUACCCCGAUGACAACCACAAGCCAGAGAUGACCAUUGCAAUCACGCCUUUUGAAGGCCUGUGUGGCUUCCGACCUCUGGCUGAGAUUGUCCAUUUUCUUAAAGCCGUUGCGCCCCUUCGUUACCUCAUCGGCGUACAAACUGCAACUGACUUUGAGAAUGCGGUACGCGGCUUUGAAAACACCGAGGAUCCUGAACAGACAAAGAAAAAUAAAGUCGCGCUGCGAACUCUCUUUACCUCAUUGAUGCAAUCUGCCUCCGAAAACAUCGAGCAAGCCGCGAGAGAGCUCGUUGCAGCUGCUCAGAGCUCCCCAGAGACGUUCGCAUCGCUGGUCAAUGCUCCUGAUACGAACCCUACUAACGCCGCUGAGUUGGCAUCAAUCAUAAUUCGACUAAACGAGCAGUUCCCCAAUGAUAUUGGCUUGUUCGUCUUCUUCUUCCUUAACUUUGUUCGUCUCGAGCCCGGAGAGGCUAUGUUCCUCAAGGCCGACGAUAUUCACGCCUACAUCUCCGGCGAUAUUAUCGAAUGCAUGGCAUCGUCCGACAAUGUUGUUCGUGCGGGAUUUACACCCAAGUUUAAGGACGUGGACACUCUCACUGAGAUGUUGACGUACUCGUAUGCGCCAAUUGACGAGCAGAAGCUGCAGCCUACGGACUAUCCAUACACGGUGCUGAAUGCUGCGGCGUACUCGAGUGCUUCAGAUUCGCUUCUUUAUGAUCCUCCAAUUGAGGAAUUCAGCGUGGUUAAGACGUCCCUCCGCCGCACAGGGGCGAAAGCGACAUUUGAUCCGCUGACUGGGCCAAGUAUUUUGAUUUGCACUGGGGGUACUGGUAAGAUCUCGGUAGGUCACAAGACAGAGGAAGUCAAAGAGGGGUAUGUGUUCUUUGUAGGCGCAAAUGCCGAAUGCAUCAUUGAGAAUACCGGAACUGGGUCGGAUGAGGAGAAUGUUUUUACUACAUUCAAGGCUUUUUGUGACUUGACAGGAAAGGAGGAUAUGGCCAACGGACACUAGGGCUACAACUGCACGUA
Molecule: messenger RNA, 1403 nt
Organism: Aspergillus nidulans FGSC A4
Lineage: Eukaryota; Fungi; Ascomycota; Eurotiomycetes; Eurotiales; Aspergillaceae
Gene: pmi1
Product: mannose-6-phosphate isomerase manA
Exons: 5
Coding region: 1-1386 (461 amino acids)
Biological process (GO): carbohydrate metabolic process; GDP-mannose biosynthetic process; cell wall mannoprotein biosynthetic process
Cellular component (GO): cytoplasm
Molecular function (GO): zinc ion binding; mannose-6-phosphate isomerase activity
Source: RefSeq, a predicted model, not a curated record